AGCACCCGCCAGAAGCCAGAACUGCAAAUCUCUCCAUCCAGCCAGCCAGCUCUAGCAAUUCGUCAAUGGAAAGUGCACAAAGAAGACUGGCAUCUCUCACUUGUCAUCUGGAACCAGUUCAUUCAGGUCCGAUCAACGGCGCUUCAAUCGGUCUCUCUAAUUGUAUUUCCGUAACAGACGACAGCUACAACCGUGUUCACGGCGAAGUUCCUUCGCACAAACCUGUCUGGCAGAAUAUCCCUUUCGACGAAACUGGCAAGCCGUGGUCUGACAUUAUCUACGAGAAAACUGAAGGAGAAGGCAUCGCCAAGCUUACUAUCAACAGGCCAGAGAAGAGAAACGCUUUCCGUCCGCAGACAAUUAAGGAGCUUUCGCGCGCGUUAAACGAUGCUAGGGAUGAUAUUAGGAUUGGAGUAAUCAUCUUGACUGGAAUGGGAAAUGAUGCAUUUUGCAGUGGUGGGGAUCAGAAUAUGAGAAGCAAGGAAGGUUAUGUGGAUUAUGACAACUUUGGCCGAUUGAAUGUUUUAGAUUUACAGAUUCAAAUGAGGCGUUGCCCCAAGCCCAUCAUUGCUAUGGUGGCUGGCUAUGCAGUUGGAGGAGGGCACAUAUUGCAUAUGUGUUCUGAUAUCACUAUUGCUGCAGAUAAUGCCGUUUUUGGACAAACAGGACCAAAGGUUGGAAGCUUUGAUGGUGGUUAUGGAAGCACCAUAAUGUCCCGUUUGAUUGGACCCAAAAAGGCACGUGAAAUGUGGUUCUUGUCACGGUUCUACAAUGCUGUUGAAGCAGAGAAGAUGGGACUAGUGAACAUUGUUGUCCCACUCGAGAAAUUGGAGGAGACAACAAUUAAGUGGUGCAGAGAGAUCAACAGAAAUAGCCCGACAGCAAUUCGUGUUAUCAAAUCUGCUAUUAAUGCUGCAGAUGAUGGACAUGCUGGUAUCCAGGAACUUGCUGGAAAUGCUACGCUGAUAUUUUAUGGAACCGAGGAAGGUGAUGAGGGAAGGAAAUCAUUUGUUGAACACAGACGCCCAGAUUUCUCCAAAUUCCCUCGUCUUCCUUGAUUUCAUGACCAUCAUUCACAGUUCUAUGUAUUCUGUGUACUAUAAGGGUGAGUAAAUGUCGGAUAAAGACAAAUGCAUUAUCCUUUUCAAGUAUAUUAAUUAUUGUCAAAAUGUUGGUUGUCUGUGGAUCAUUGUAACAUCUGAAAGGAUAAUUUAAUUCUUUAUAAUAAUUUGGUUUAUUCAUAA
Messenger RNA from Impatiens glandulifera, 1244 nucleotides. Its product is annotated as 1,4-dihydroxy-2-naphthoyl-CoA synthase, peroxisomal-like. The record is from RefSeq and is a predicted model, not a curated record. Gene Ontology annotation, molecular function: 1,4-dihydroxy-2-naphthoyl-CoA synthase activity. Gene Ontology annotation, cellular component: cytosol. The transcript has 9 exons. NCBI's taxonomy places the organism in Eukaryota, Viridiplantae, Streptophyta, Magnoliopsida, Ericales, Balsaminaceae. Bases 66 to 1058 code for a protein of 330 amino acids. Gene Ontology annotation, biological process: menaquinone biosynthetic process.